Messenger RNA from Daphnia pulex (common water flea), 1337 nucleotides. RefSeq names its product CDK-activating kinase assembly factor MAT1-like (gene Mat1). NCBI's taxonomy places the organism in Eukaryota, Metazoa, Arthropoda, Branchiopoda, Diplostraca, Daphniidae. The transcript has 2 exons. Bases 180 to 1205 code for a protein of 341 amino acids. Gene Ontology annotation, molecular function: cyclin-dependent protein serine/threonine kinase activator activity. Gene Ontology annotation, cellular component: transcription factor TFIIH holo complex. Gene Ontology annotation, biological process: regulation of transcription by RNA polymerase II; nucleotide-excision repair; positive regulation of cyclin-dependent protein serine/threonine kinase activity. The record is from RefSeq and is a predicted model, not a curated record.
AAUAACGAAGCGGCAACAGUGGUUGAGUCGUCUGCUUGAAUCGGUUGGGUUGGUUGAAAUGUGUUGAAAAAAGUGCACGAAAAUAUCAACAUGCUCAAUUGAUGAUUCUUCUUUGUAUUUAUGAAAGCGCCAAUGGUUUGAGCAGUCAACCUUAACAUUUUUCUUGAUAGACAUUGACAAUGGAUGGAAACGAUCAAACGUGCCCAAAAUGCAAGACAACCAAAUACCGAAAUCCUGCCAUGAUUCUCAUGGUAAAUGCCUGUGGUCAUGCUCUUUGCGAGUCCUGCGUAGAACUUCUCUUCGCCAAAGGCUCUGGGGCUUGUCCGGAAUGCAAGUGUGCACUCAGAAGACAAAAUUUUAGAAUUCAGCUCUUUGAGGAUCCUGCUGUUGACAAAGAGGUUGAUAUCCGCAAGAGAAUUCUGAAAGAGUUUAACAAACGCCAGGAGGAUUUCUCCACUCUGCGAGAGUACAAUGAUUACCUGGAAGAGGUGGAGAAUAUAAUUUUCAACCUGGUUUUCGAUGUUGACUCUACAAACACCAACAAGAUGAUUGACAACUACAAGAAGGAAAACAAAGACAUCACAAUGAAAAACAGAAACAGGCAGAGCCAAGAAGAGAUUGAGUUGGAAGAGCUAUUGGAAGCUGAAAAAGCCCAGCAGUCGGAAAAGGCCAAUUCGUACGUCAAUGCCGAGCUGGAAGAAAAGAAGCAGAAACACAAGGCUCGAGAGAAACUUAUCGAUGAGCUCAUGUUCUCGGACGCCGAUGCCAAGUCGAUCGUGGCCUCUCACGUUCAAGCAACCGCCGCACUGGCUAAGGAACAACCGAAAGCAGCAGCCCAGGCCGGUGGACCAGUUGUCAAAUCGAGCAAAUUCUCAUCAGGAAUUCAGAUUGGCCUUCGUCAGAACACGAGUUCGUUCCUUCCCAUUCCCAAGCAACAAGAUUUGCCACUCUUCCAUUACUCGGCUCCCGUUUUCGACUACAACGGGCCUUCACCUCCGGCCAUCGAGGUGCUCGGCAAGUUGAAGUAUUUCGCCAAUAUCCGAGCGGCCAAUGCUACUGAAAGAGCCGGUGGCUACACUGAAGCUUUAUCUUGCUGCCGGGCUCUUCAAGAGGCGAUGGGGGGAUUGUUUUAUAUCCCGCAAUCGGGCCACAAGACAGCCGUAGCCGCUUCAGCCGAAGAAACCGACGACAUGGAAACAGCAUAAACCUUUCUCCUUUACCUACUUUUUUCAACAAAAUUUGUCUGCUGGCCUCUCCUUUGAAGGACAAACAUUUACCCUCUUUUGUAAUUUAUCCAACAUAGGCAAAAUUGAAAUACAACCAAGAAAAGCAAGAAA